GACGCGGACCGGUUUCAGGACCUCGAUAAUGAGGUUGGGCUGUUUUCCAGUGGGAUGAACUAUGACAAGGAUGACGACGAGGCCGAUCGCAUCUAUCAAGAUGUAGAUGAGAAGAUGGACAAGCGGCGGCGAGCAAGAAGGGAAGCUCGAGAGAAGAAAGAACGCGAAGAGUACGAGAGGAACAAUCCGAAGAUUCAACAGCAAUUCGCCGACCUAAAACGAGCGCUCGGUAGCGUAACCGAAGAAGAAUGGGCGGCGUUACCUGAAGUCGGUGAUAUGACGGGCAAGGCGAAACGAGCGCGCGAAGCUAGGUUGAACAAUGCGCGGUCAUAUGCUGUUCCCGACAGUGUCAUAUCAGCGGCCGCGCAACAGGGCCAGCUGGAGACGUCGAUUCCGGCCGACUCCGGGGACGGGACAAUGACGAACUUUGCCUCGAUUGGAGCUGCGCAGAAAUCCGCUCUGCAAGUACGUCUCGAUUCCGCAGCCGCGAACAACUCGGGGACACAAACGAGCGUGGGAGGCACAUCUACUUCGGUUGACCCGCGAGGGUAUAUAACAGCGCUGGAGAAGUCACAGGCAAAUGGGAUGGCGGCGCCGGUAGAAGAUAUAAACCGCGCUCGGGUGCUCCUGGAAUCCGCCGUCAAGACGAAUGUGCAUAAUGGCCCCGGUUACGUUGCCCUUUGCCGUCUUGAGGAGGUUGCGGGGAAAAUUCACACAGCGAAAAAGGUCAUUCAGAAGGGUUGUGAAAUGUGUCCGCGAUCUGUGGUCGUAUGGGAGGAGGCUAUUCGCAUCAAUCGCGACAACUUGCACAACGCCAAGGUCAUUGCUGCCGCCGGCAUCAAGCAGAAUCCGAAGGCGAUCAAGCUGUGGAUAGCGGCCAUCGAUUUGGAGCAGACGGUUGCCGCGCGAAAGAAAGUCACGCGACAGGCUCUGGACCACAAUCCGCAGUCCGUUGAGCUGUGGAAGAUCCUGAUCAACGAUACGGAGGAGAUUGAGAACGUGCGCAUGCUUUUCGCAAAAGCGACUGAGACGGUGAAGCUUUCCGAAGAGCUGUGGAUUUCGUAUGCGCGUGUCAGUGAACCGGAGCAUGCUCAGCAGAUCCUUAAUGCAGCGCGCAAGGCCAUCCCUACCAGCUGGGCUAUCUGGGUUCAAGCUUGUAGGCUGCAAGAGCAACUCGGCAAAGUGGAGCUCUGCGACAAGAUCAUGGAACGUGCGGUGAAGGCAUUGAUCAAGGAGAAUGCCAUGCCCAAGAGAGAAGAAUGGAUCACUCACGCUGAAGUCUGCGAGGAAGAGGGCGCCAUUGUCACUGCUGGAUCUAUCAUCAGAGCAACCGUCGGAUGGGGCCUGGAUGAGGAUGAUGAGCGGAGGGACACUUGGUUACAGGAUGCGAAGGACAGCAUGGCGAGGGGAAGAUAUGGAACGGCCAGAGCCAUUCUCGGCUACGCAGUGAGCGUGUUCAGUCAAAGCACGACAGUUUGGCAUGCUUUGGCCGAUCUCGAGAAGCGGCACGGGACGACAGAAGUCCUACUGGAAACACUUGAACGAGCCGUCAACGCAUGCCCCAAUUCCGAAUCGCUCUGGUUGCUCUAUGCGCGCGAGAUGUGGCAGGGUGGCCGACCCGAAGAUGCACGGAAAGUCAUCGCACGGUCCUUCCAGCAGCUACCCGGUAACGAGAACCUGUACACUCGAGCUGUCGACUUCGAAGUCGACGCCAACGAGUUCGACCAAGCUCGCAGAUUCCUCAAGAUUGCCCGCGAAUCCGCAGCGACGGAUCGCAUCUUCAUGAAGUCGGCGGUCCUGGAACGACAACUCGGCGAACUCGACACGGCGCUCGACCUUGUCAACCAGGGCCUCCAGACCUGGCCCGGCAGCUGGAAACUGCACGCCAUCAAGGGCCAGCUGUACGAAUCCAUGGGGAAGCUGAAAGAAGCCCAAGAAGCCUUCGCCGUCGGCACCCGUGCGAACCCCAAAGCCCCCGUCCUCUUCGUCCUCCUGGCCCGCCUCCAGGAACGCACCGGAGCCAUCGUGAAGGCGCGCUCGACCCUGGAGCGGGGAAGGCAGAACAACCCAAAGACGCCGCAAUUGCUAGUCGAAUCCGUCCGUCUUGAGCGCCGGGCCGGUAACAUGAGCGCAGCGCAGAAACUCAUGGCCCUCGCUUUGCAAGAGUGCCCGCACUCAGGCCUCCUCUGGGACGAGAAAAUCAUGCACCUCGAGUCCCGGACGCAGCGGAAACCGCGCGCCCUCGAAGCCAUCAAGAAGGUUGAAAACGAUCCCCAGUUGUUCGUCGUCGUGGCGCGGAUUUUCUGGUCAGAGCGCCGGCUCGAUAAGGCGGCCACCUGGUUCACCAAGGGGAUUACGUUGGACCCCGAUUAUGGCGAUGGAUGGGUGUGGUAUUACAAGUUUCUGGAGCAGCAUGGGACGGAGGAGAAGAGGGCCGAGGUCGUGGAGAAGUGUGUCAUGGCGGAGCCGAAGCAUGGUGAAGUGUGGCAGAGUGUGGCCAAGGAUCCCAAGUUUGCGAGGAAGGGGUUGGAUGUGAUUCUGAAGGAGGCGGCGAAGAGGGUGGAGUAAGAUGGUCGGGAAAGGGGUCGGGAAAGGGGUCAGGAAAGGAGCUUGAGGCUGGGGAUCUCGUCACGAUCACCGCUGUUGCAUGGAGUUACUAUGUGCCGUAGUAUAUAUGAAACUGUAUAUCAUUGAGA
Molecule: messenger RNA, 2696 nt
Organism: Westerdykella ornata
Lineage: Eukaryota; Fungi; Ascomycota; Dothideomycetes; Pleosporales; Sporormiaceae
Product: TPR-like protein
Exons: 2
Coding region: 55-2568 (837 amino acids)
Biological process (GO): mRNA splicing, via spliceosome; spliceosomal tri-snRNP complex assembly
Cellular component (GO): U4/U6 x U5 tri-snRNP complex; catalytic step 2 spliceosome
Molecular function (GO): protein binding
Source: RefSeq, a predicted model, not a curated record